GAAGAAUACUUUUGACCCUUUGCGCAUGCGCACACCGCACGACAACCCCCUCAGCGCUAAUUCUAUGUUGCUAUCACAGUUAGCGUAUAAGGAAGAAACCAGAGGCAUCAGUAAAGUCACACUACGCCUAUUUGCUGCAGGUUUGAACAAAGACUUGAAACGCCGAUUUCUCUGAACCUGCCAAAAUGGUCAACGUACACAAAGGAGUUCUUGUUGAAUGUGAUCCUGCCAUGAAACAGUUCCUCCUCUACCUGGAUGAAAAAAUGGCCCUGGGGAAGAAGUUCAUCCUGAAGGACCUUGAUGACACACACGUCUUUAUCCUGGCAGAGGUGGUUCAGACCCUGCAGGAGAGAGUUGGCGAGUUAAUGGACCAAAACUCAUUUACCAUCACGCAGAAGUAACACUCACCUCAAUAAAAGAAACUAUUUUUGAACUGCUGUAGUGAGGGUCUUGUAUGAAUAUGGUUUGCAGGGUUUUAACUACAGACUACAUCAAGCAAUUGCUACAUAUUUGCUGCAUUGAUCAUUUUGUGCAGUAGAUAAGAAGGUAUAUGAUUAACUUUAACUUUAACUUACACAUACAAUGAACAUGGCUGUUAAUAAGCGAUAAGUAAUGUCUCAAGAUUUUGACGUCCAUGCACAGUCGUGUCAGAAGCCUGUUCAUGAAUGUAAACGGUGUGUAAUUUUAAAAUAGGAGUACCACUCCCUGACAUGUGCUUCUAAUCAUUUUGCCCCACAUCAUCUGACAAGAUACUCCUUGUAACUGAUUUCCUACCACAUCCCUAAACGACUAACAGAGUUGAGUUCAUCUUUGCCUAAUACUAUUUCUCCUAGCAGCAGCAUGGAGCUCCUUUAUCCUAAAUGUUUUAUUUCCAGCUCGUUUUAUUUGCUUAAACAUUCUCUGAACUUGUUUUCUUCUUUGAUUCGAUAUUGUUCCUUGGAAAAGCUUGCGACCUAAAAGACGCGCCUAGAUAUCUCAAUAAAAUUCAGUAUUCCCUUUAAGUCCAGGAUUUUUGUUUAUUUCCCUCUUGCACAUCGUUUUUGAAAAAGAAGAUGCAAAGCUUCCCCCCCCUGUUCUUUAUUUUCUGCUGUUAUUUAAAAGAAAAGCUUUGGGCUUACUAUUCAAACAUUUCUUGUGUUUUCUUCUGUAUCACUAAUUGUGUCCAUGGUGUCCAUGUUCUUCAAGAAGAGGUGCUGUAUUGAUCAUAUAUCUUCUGACUCUCUUUCUGAAUGUCAUAGGAAGACUUGCAGCACAUGUUUAUCUUGUUUUUCAGUAGUUUGGUGUAUAUGUAUUAAUUCAGACAUUUAGGCCCCGGGGAUGAAUCAAUUUUAUCGAAAAAAUUGGGUUCUGGAAAAUCAAGAUUUUCAAAAGUCUUAAUCAACCUUUUCUCUUGAACCACUGCUUCCCUUGGGUUGGUGUUGUUCACAUUCUUCAUUCCUGAAGGGAAAUGAAGUUUACUUUUGUUGAAUUGUAUCAAUAAAAUAAAAGCAAAACUUUC
Messenger RNA from Labrus bergylta (ballan wrasse), 1498 nucleotides. It is a transcript of the gene gtf2h5, whose product is annotated as general transcription factor IIH, polypeptide 5. Gene Ontology annotation, biological process: nucleotide-excision repair, preincision complex assembly; transcription initiation at RNA polymerase II promoter; nucleotide-excision repair. Gene Ontology annotation, cellular component: transcription factor TFIIH holo complex; transcription factor TFIIH core complex. The record is from RefSeq and is a predicted model, not a curated record. NCBI's taxonomy places the organism in Eukaryota, Metazoa, Chordata, Actinopteri, Labriformes, Labridae.